Messenger RNA from Colletes gigas, 1347 nucleotides. RefSeq names its product 26S proteasome non-ATPase regulatory subunit 13 (gene Rpn9). Gene Ontology annotation, biological process: ubiquitin-dependent protein catabolic process. The record is from RefSeq and is a predicted model, not a curated record. Bases 32 to 1189 code for a protein of 385 amino acids. The transcript is spliced from 5 exons. Gene Ontology annotation, molecular function: structural molecule activity. NCBI's taxonomy places the organism in Eukaryota, Metazoa, Arthropoda, Insecta, Hymenoptera, Colletidae. Gene Ontology annotation, cellular component: proteasome regulatory particle, lid subcomplex; cytosol; nucleus.
ACUGGUUCAGCUUUGGUCAUUGUUAUUAAAAAUGGCGACAGCCGUGGCACCGAAGGAUGUUAACACAUAUUUAAAUCAAAAUCAAAAUGUUGCAGACAAAGAAUUGGCUGCUGAAUGGGCGCAACUUGAAAAACUAUAUAAUAAAAAGCUUUGGCAUCAGCUGACACUUAAAUUAGAAACAUUUGUAAAAAAUCCAGCACUUCUGAAAGGAGAUAAUUUGGUACAAUUAUAUGUUAACUUUUUAUCUACCUUUGAAAACAAGAUAAACCCUUUGUCGUUGGUAGAAAUAUUAGCAUAUGUAAUACAACAGUUUCAAGAUAAGCAGGAAGCAAUUAAAUUCUUGGAAAAAACUGAAGCCAAAGUUAAAAGCAGUAAUGAAGCCGUGGCUCUCUGUAAGGUCCUUACAGGGCAAAUUUUGUUGGAUAAGUUAAAUAAUCAAGAACAAACAAAAAAGAUAAUAGAAGAUGUAGAAGCGAUGUUGGAUAAUGCUGAUGGUAUUACCACAGUUCAUGGUAGAUUUUAUUUGUUAGCCAGCCGUCUUUACCGUUUACAAGGGAAACAUGCAGAAUAUUAUCGCACUGCUCUGAGAUAUUUGGGUUGUAUUGAUUUAAACAGCUUAAGUAAACAAGAACAAGAACAACAUGCAUUUUUCCUUGGUCUGGCUGCACUUUUAGGUGAGGGUGUUUAUAAUCUUGGAGAACUAUUAGCUCAUCCAGUUUUACAGUCUUUAAAAGGUACACCAAAUUCUUGGUUGAUUGACUUAUUACAAGCUUUCAAUGCCGGCGAUAUUGCGGCGUUAGAGAAAUUAAAACCACAGUGGAGCAAAGUUGCUGAUUUAGCUGCACAGGAAUUAAAAUUAAGACAAAAAAUCUCUCUUCUGUGCCUUAUGGAAAUGACUUUCAAACGGCAAGGUAAUAACAGACAAUUGACAUUCACAGAAAUCUCUCAAGAAACUCGUUUACCUCUCGGUGAAGUAGAAUUACUAGUAAUGAAGGCUUUAGCUCAAGGUUUGGUUCGUGGCGCCAUUGAUCAAGUAGCAGGAACAGUAAACAUGACAUGGGUACAACCUCGCGUAUUGGAUCGUAGUCAAAUAGCUGGGAUGGUUCAAAGACUUGAUGGAUGGUGUAAAGAUGUCAGCUCAAUGGAACGUUUAUUGGAAUCUCGAGCCUCCGAAAUUCUAACUCUUUAAUAUUAGGUUUGAUACUCUUUCAUCGAUUCAUUUAUAAGUUGUACUUCUGUAUUUCUAAUAAUUCAUUGGCUUACCAUUAUUUUAAAAUGUCCACAAAUAAUAAACCAAUUGUGAUAAGUCAAUAAAUUAAUAUAGAAGAAAAUAUAAACUCCACUUUU